This is a messenger RNA of Ochotona curzoniae (black-lipped pika), 5756 nucleotides long. RefSeq names its product lysine demethylase 2A (gene KDM2A). The record is from RefSeq and is a predicted model, not a curated record. Gene Ontology annotation, biological process: protein demethylation; regulation of transcription by RNA polymerase II. Gene Ontology annotation, molecular function: protein binding; transcription coregulator activity; histone demethylase activity. Lineage: Eukaryota; Metazoa; Chordata; Mammalia; Lagomorpha; Ochotonidae. The coding region runs from base 438 to 3923 and encodes 1161 amino acids. The transcript is spliced from 21 exons.
GCUCCCGGGGCCGCUGCCGGCCGAGGGCUCGGCGAGGAGGGGCGCUCGGCGGCGGCCGGGGCGAGCCGGGCACUCGGACUCCAGCGUGCCGAGCGCCGGCCGGGGGCGGCGGGGGCGCCGAGGGUCCCGCUCCCGGUCCUGACGCCUCCGAGCGCCGCUCUCCAACGCCCGAGGAGGAGGUUGGAUUUCAGCAACUAUUUCCUCUCUCCUUUUUUUUUUUUUUCCUCCGGGUCGUUCUGACCCUCUCUGGAUACUGGGUUUGAUCUACGGGAGAAAAAAAAAAAAACAACAACAACCCGAAGACGACGUGUGGGAUUUAAUUUUUUUCCUCGUAGUUUUUGGAAUCUUCUCACUUGGACAAGAACUCAAGAGCAAAAUCCCCGGAGGAAGAGGAAGGCAGCCCUGGAGUGGCGGGGAUUUCAACAGCGGAGUGAGAGAUGGAACCGGAGGAGGAGCGCGUCCGCUACAGCCAGAGACUGCGUGGCACCAUGAGACGGCGCUAUGAAGACGAUGGCAUCUCAGAUGAUGAAAUUGAAGGGAAAAGAACUUUUGACUUGGAAGAAAAGCUCCAUACCAACAAAUACAACGCCAAUUUUGUUACUUUUAUGGAAGGCAAAGAUUUUAAUGUAGAAUAUAUCCAGCGUGGUGGCUUGAGAGACCCUCUAAUUUUCAAGAAUUCUGAUGGACUUGGAAUAAAGAUGCCGGAUCCGGACUUCACUGUGAACGACGUCAAGAUGUGUGUGGGGAGUCGCCGCAUGGUGGACGUUAUGGAUGUGAACACCCAGAAAGGCAUCGAGAUGACCAUGGCCCAGUGGACUCGCUACUAUGAGACCCCAGAAGAGGAGCGGGAGAAACUGUAUAAUGUCAUCAGCCUUGAGUUCAGCCAUACCAGGCUGGAAAACAUGGUGCAGAGGCCCACCACAGUGGAUUUCAUUGAUUGGGUAGACAACAUGUGGCCAAGGCAUUUGAAAGAAAGUCAGACUGAGUCUACAAACGCCAUCUUGGAGAUGCAGUACCCGAAAGUGCAGAAGUACUGUCUCAUGAGUGUGCGAGGCUGCUAUACCGACUUCCAUGUGGACUUUGGUGGUACCUCAGUUUGGUAUCACAUCCAUCAAGGGGGAAAGGUCUUCUGGCUCAUCCCCCCUACAGCCCACAACCUGGAGCUGUACGAGAACUGGCUGCUGUCAGGGAAGCAGGGAGACAUCUUCCUGGGUGACCGGGUGUCAGAUUGCCAGCGCAUUGAACUCAAGCAGGGCUAUACCUUCGUCAUUCCCUCAGGUUGGAUUCAUGCUGUGUACACUCCUACAGACACACUAGUAUUUGGCGGCAAUUUUUUGCAUAGCUUCAACAUCCCUAUGCAGCUGAAAAUUUACAACAUUGAAGAUCGCACACGGGUUCCAAACAAGUUCCGCUACCCCUUCUACUAUGAGAUGUGUUGGUACGUCCUGGAGCGCUACGUGUACUGUAUAACCAACCGUUCCCACCUGACCAAGGAGUUCCAGAAAGAGUCCCUCAGCAUGGAUUUGGAGCUAAAUGGGCUGGAGUCUGCACACGGAGACGAGGACGCCGCGGAUCGGGAGCCCCGGCGCCUCAGCAACAGGCGCUCCGUUCUUACCAGCCCAGUGGCCAACGGGGUCAACCUGGAUUACGACGCAUUGGGCAAAGUUUGCCGGAAUCUUCCAAGUCUGAAGAAAACUUUGUCUGGGGAUGCCUCCUCUGACUCUGGCCGGGGUUCCCACAACGGCCAGGCGUGGGACGGCCAGUGCAGCCCGCGCAAGGACAGGCCAGUGCACCUGACCCAUUUUGAGCUUGAAGGCCUUCGCUGCCUUGUUGAUAAGUUGGAAUCUCUUCCACUGCAUAAGAAGUGUGUCCCCACAGGGAUAGAAGACGAAGAUGCGCUCAUUGCUGAUGUGAAGGUUUUACUGGAGGAGCUUGCCAGCAGCGAUCCCAAGUUAGCCCUCACUGGCGUCCCUAUAGUACAGUGGCCCAAAAGAGACAAGCUUAAAUUCCCCGCCCGGCCGAAGGUGCGGGUCCCGACCAUCCCCAUCACAAAGCCUCACACCAUGAAAGCAGCUCCACGGCUAACGCCCGUGAGGCCAGCCGCUGCCUCCCCGAUCGUGUCAGGAGCCAGGCGGCGGCGAGUGCGAUGCCGGAAGUGCAAGGCCUGCGUGCAAGGAGAGUGCGGCGUCUGCCACUACUGCAGGGAUAUGAAGAAGUUCGGGGGGCCUGGGCGUAUGAAGCAGUCCUGUGUCCUCCGGCAGUGCUUGGCACCGAGGCUGCCUCACUCGGUCACGUGUUCCCUCUGUGGGGAGGUGGACCAGAACGAGGAGACCCAGGACUUCGAGAAGAAGCUCAUGGAAUGUUGCAUCUGCAACGAGAUCGUUCACCCUGGCUGCCUGCAAAUGGAUGGAGAAGGGCUGCUGAAUGAGGAAUUGCCAAAUUGCUGGGAGUGCCCUAAGUGCUACCAGGAGGACACCUCGGAGAAGGCUCAGAAGCGGAAAAUGGAAGAGGGCGACGACGACGCCGUGCAAGCCAAAGUCCUGCGGCCCCUGCGGAGCUGCGACGAGCCCCUCACGCCCCCGCCUCACUCCCCCACCUCUAUGCUGCAGCUCAUCCACGACCCGGCUUCCCCCCGGGGUAUGGUGACUCGGUCAUCCCCUGGGGCUGGCCCCAGCGACCACCACAGUGCCAGCCGGGAUGAGCGCUUCAAACGGCGGCAGUUGCUGCGGCUGCAGGCCACAGAGCGCACCAUGGUACGGGAAAAGGAGAACAACCCCAGCGGCAAAAAGGAGCUGUCUGAAGUUGAAAAAGCCAAGAUCCGGGGAUCGUACCUCACUGUCACGCUGCAGAGGCCCAGCAAAGAGCUCCACGGGACAUCCAUUGUGCCCAAGCUGCAGGCCAUCACGGCCUCCUCUGCCAACCCGCGCCAUUCCCCCCGCGUGCUAGUGCAGCACUGCCCAGCCCGAACCCCACCGCGUGGGGAUGAGGAGGGGCUGGGGGGAGAGGAGGAGGACGAGGAGGAGGAGGAGGAAGAUGACAGUGCAGAGGAGGGGGGUGCGGCCAGGCUGCAUGGCCGGGGCAGUGGGGCUCAGGAUGGAGACGAAAGCUGGAUGCAGCGGGAGGUCUGGAUGUCUGUCUUCCGCUACCUCAGCCGCAGAGAACUUUGUGAAUGUAUGCGAGUGUGCAAGACGUGGUAUAAAUGGUGCUGUGACAAGAGACUCUGGACAAAAAUUGACUUAAGUAGGUGUAAGGCCAUUGUGCCCCAGGCACUCAGUGGCAUCAUCAAGAGGCAGCCAGUAAGCCUCGACCUCAGCUGGACCAACAUCUCCAAAAAGCAGCUCACAUGGCUUGUCAACAGGCUGCCAGGGCUGAAAGACCUCCUGCUAGCUGGCUGCUCCUGGUCUGCGGUCUCUGCCCUUAGCACCUCCAGCUGCCCCCUUCUCAGGACCCUUGAUCUUCGGUGGGCAGUAGGAAUUAAGGACCCGCAAAUCCGGGAUUUGCUAACUCCACCAGCCGACAAGCCAGGUCAGGACAAUCGCAGCAAGCUCCGGAACAUGACUGACUUCCGGCUGGCAGGCCUUGACAUCACGGACGCCACGCUCCGCCUCAUCAUCCGCCACAUGCCCCUCCUGUCCCGACUCGACCUCAGCCACUGCAGCCACCUUACCGACCAGUCCUCCAACCUCCUCACCGCCGUCGGGUCUUCCACGCGCUAUUCUCUCACCGAGCUCAACAUGGCAGGUUGCAAUAAGCUCACAGACCAGACCCUGAUCUACCUACGGCGCAUCGCCAACGUGACCUUGAUCGACCUUCGCGGCUGCAAGCAGAUCACUCGCAAAGCCUGCGAGCACUUCAUCUCAGACUUGUCCAUCAAUAGCCUCUACUGCCUGUCUGACGAGAAGCUGAUACAGAAGAUCAGCUAAGGCACGCCCCGCCCCGUGCGAACAGGAAACCAGCUUCCCCAGGAGUGCCGCUCCGCCCCGCCCUCGCAGUGGCACACGCCCUCUCUGCUCGCCUGGCCCUCCAGCCACUCCCCUGUAGGUGAGGUAGAGAGGGUGGUGGACUGGCUGACUGGCCUGCUCCCCCUCCUCAGGAACAGGGCUAAGGAGAGGGAAGAGCACGGGCCGCCGUGGCGCCCACCUGCCGUCCUGUCUGGGCCAGGUUCUCCUUGCGGGGUGUUUGCGUGCGUCACCUGGCCUCCCUGCCCGGGUCCCAGCGCAGCCUGGUUCUGAGCAGACUCCGGGAAAGAAAGCAGUUCUCCCGGUGGCUUUCAGUGCGUGGCGCUCUCCCGCCACUCCCAGGGUGUGCACAAGGGGCCACACUGGUGCUGCAGAGCGUGCUCUGGCUUGCCCUCUCUGUGUGGCACUGCCCAGUGCCCGUUCCUCCACACGAUGAGCUGUCCCUGCCGGUGCCACCCCAGGCUGCCCACCGAGGCUCCAGGAAGCCCUUGUUGCACUUACUGGGGUUGAAGCUCUUUCAAGGAGCGAGAACUGCCUACCCCAGGGACACCCCAAUUCACUCCUGCCCCGGGCAGAUUCUGAGACAGGCACCACCUCUCACCUCCCACCAACUGCCCUUCACAUGUCCUCAUUCCUGCCUGCACAGAGCUUUCCCAGAGGCCUGGGUGCGGCCCCCGGGCUGCAGUCGGGAGGGGGUGUGCAUGUGCCUCGGUGUGUGUGGCUGAGUGUCUUACGUGUGUGCGGGGAGGGGGCGUGCUCCCCAGCGCCUUCUGGUAAGCCCCGUCAGCUGCCCCUCUUUGCAUUCAACGGCCUGUCCAAAGACCCUCUCUCUAGGGCAGCGGAGAGCUUUUGCACUUUAAAAAAAGACGGAAGGAAGGGUGGGGGUGCCGGGGCCAGUGUGUAUGUGUGGGUCCCAGGCAGCCGCCGUGGGCUGGGCUGAGGAAGGCGCUGCGAAUUUGCACUGCUCCCCUGGGAAGGAUGCUGAUAGCACAAGCCCGCUCUGCCCCUGCCUGCCCCUCCCCAGAGCCCAGUCUCAGGCCUUCCCCCCCCCCCUGCUGUCCAAGGAGAGCCACCACCUGCCCCCCCCCCCCCGCCACUUGCAAAGCAAUAGACACCCUCUUUGCCCCCUGGGCCCCCGUGGGGUGUCACUGUGUCUGCUUCCCUUCUGCUGGGUCCCGGGGCUGUCAUGUGGAAGAAAGGCGGGGACUUACCCAGAGUGCCUCAGCCGUGGCCCGCCGAGAACCCUGGGUGUGGAGCGGAGUCCCUGCCGGUGCUGACGACCUGCCCCGGGAAGCCCCUGCCUUCGCUUGCUCCUGCGGAAAGCACCGCAGAGGUGACUUGGUUCUGUUGGGUGGUCUUUUACAAAGGGGUAGGGGAGACCCCUUCGAGCAGGGAUUGUGCCGGGAGAGUGCCUCAGCCUUCAGGACGUGUCACCCGCAGAGAUUGCCAAGCUGAUGGGUUAUUUUGGGUUUUGGAUUUUGAUGUUUGUUUAUUUGGGGGUUUGGAAAAACAAGCAGCAUUUUUAAUGUGGAGCGUGGAGCGGAGGCCGCCACAGCCCGAGGCCCAGUGGGCUUGACUCGGUUUGGACUGUGAGGGGAAAUGGUUUUAUGGGAAAGGGUUGGUCCACGUGGAGGAAGCACACGGCGGGGCCGGGCCCUGCAGGACCGGCUCUGGCUCCACCUGCAAGCACCAGGGCGGAAAAACGCAAGGGAAAGGAAGGAAAUUUAUAUAUAUAUAAUAUAAAAUCACUUGGUGAUUAAAAAUAACUGCUCCAUAAAUAAAACUCCUAAAGUCACU